Anastrepha obliqua is the source of this 5069-nucleotide messenger RNA. RefSeq lists its product as uncharacterized. The transcript has 23 exons. Lineage: Eukaryota; Metazoa; Arthropoda; Insecta; Diptera; Tephritidae. The coding region runs from base 65 to 4888 and encodes 1607 amino acids. The record is from RefSeq and is a predicted model, not a curated record.
GUUCCCACAGCAAUUCACUGCAAACCCAAACCAAUUAAGCUCAUAAACACAAGCAAACACAACAAUGACGAAAACAAAUCAAAAAUUACAUGUUAUAUACUUAGUUGUAGUAUUUAGUAUAGGCAUCCAAACCAGUUAUGCACAAACAACCUGCAAAAACGGACUGGGACGCGUCCUCUACGAACGACUGCCCAACCAACAAUUACAGGGCUACGAUGAUGAUGUGGUGCGCGAUACGGCGCCACCCUUUCGCGUACUAGAAAAGUGUCAAGAUUUAUGUCUGCGCGAUCGCACCGGCACCAACAAUCUGGUGCGCACCUGCACCAGUUUCGACUUUCAGCCCGGCAGUCGCAUUACCUCAUUCGGUGGCACUUCUGAAUACGAAGAAUCCCUUUGCUAUUUGACAUCGGAACAAGCGGGUCCUGAGGGCAUCGGCAGUCUGAUGUUAGUGCCGAAUAGUGUGCACUUCAAUGAGAUUUGUUUGACCUCUAGUCGCCCGGAAAGAGAAUGUCCCAGUCGGCGUUAUGUGUUCGAACGACAUCCACGCAAGAAAUUGAAAUUGCCAAUAUCGGAUGUUAAGGAGUUUACGGCAGCAAAUCGUUCGGAUUGUGAGGAUAAAUGUUUGAAUGAAUUCGCCUUCGUUUGUCGCUCCGCCAACUUCGACUCAACUAUGCGAUCUUGUACUCUGAGCAGAUUCACACGUCGCACACAUCCCGAAUUGCUCGAAGAUGACCCCAACUCUGAUUAUCUGGAGAACACCUGCUUGAAUGCUGAGCGUCGUUGUGACGGCUUGGCCGUGUUCGUUAAGGAGGAGAACAAACGACUGGGCGGUCCCUUCGAAGUGGAUAUUUUUAAUAACAUGACAUUGGAAGAAUGUCAGACGAUGUGUCUGCGCGCCGAGAAAUACUUUUGUCGUUCCGUCGAGUUUGAUGAUCAGACGAAACAGUGCAUUUUGUCUGAAGAGGACUCCAUUUCGCAGAAAGACGACAUUAGCAUCAGUUCCAGUCCGACUCAUCAUUUCUAUGAUCUGGUCUGCUUAGACAAUCAACGCGCUACUGAUUAUCCCGAUAAUUCAGUCACAUCGCAUCUGUUCUCGUCGGGUCGCCGGCCCGAUACCGCCUUUCAACGCUAUCGCAAUUCACGCCUGGGCGGCGAGUUCCAUUCCGAGAUUACGGGCCGUUCUCUAAGUGAAUGCUUGGACGAGUGUCUUCGUCAAACAAGCUUUCAGUGUCGCUCGGCCGUGUACAGUGAUCGAUUUCGCACUUGCCGCUUGAGUCGCUACAAUCAGAAGGACGGCAUGCGCAUCAUCUACGACGCUGACUACGACUACUAUGAGAAUCUGAUGUUAAACGUGGUUGGUGGCAGCGACUCAGAUGGGCAUGGCGGCACUGGUAGCGGUGGCAGCCACCGGCCUGGCGAACAUGGCGGCUCUAAUUGGCGCCCACCAAACAAAGAUGACGAUCGAUAUGGUGCUGGCGGUGGCGGCAAUGCUGGUGGCAGAUAUCCUGGUGGAGGUGGCGGGGCAGGCGCAGGCGGUGGUGCUGGCGUUGAUGACUACGGCCGUCCAUAUGACCGUUACCCAGCGCCCAAUGAAUAUGAUCGUUAUCCAGGCGUCGGCGGAGGCGGCGGCGGUGAUCGUUAUGCUGGAGAUGGCCGUUACCCACCACCCGUCGACAGUCGUGACCCUUACGAUGAACGCUAUCCACCCGGACGUCUUCCUGCUGGUGAUCAUGAACGCUAUCCGAGUGACCGAGAUCGUUACCCAGGCGGCGGUGUAGAUUUGUAUCCUGGCGAUCGCGAUCGUGAACGCUACCCAACAGAUCGUGACCGUUACCCGAGUGAUCGCUAUCCCGUUGAUCGUGAUCGUGAACGUUAUCCUAUUGGUGAGCGUGAUCGUGAACGUUAUCCAAGCGGUGACCGAGAUCGUUACCCUGGUGACAGAGACCGCUAUCCAAUUGAUGAUCGUGAACGUUAUCCGAUCGGUGAUCGUGAACGUUAUCCGAUUGGUGAUCGUGAACGUUAUCCGAUUGGUGAGCGGGAGCGCUAUCCGUUAGGUGAUCGUGGUCGUGACCGUGAGCGCUAUCCCAUCCCUGUCGAUGAUCGUUACCCGCCCGGUCGUUAUGGAGAACGCGAUCGUGAACGUUAUCCAGUGGCUGGUGGCUACCCACUACGUGACCGUUAUCCUUACCGACCUUUGGACCGUUAUCCCAUACCACCAGUUACCGACAAUGGCUUGCCGGGCGAUGUGCCGCAUACGAGACCCUACCCACCAGACGAUGAUCUGUCUUAUCGUCCAUAUGGCACAGCUGGGCGUUACCCCGAAGAUCGCUAUGCCAGUCGGUACCCUUCGCGUUAUGCACCUGGCAGAGAACCCUUGGGUGGGUAUACAGGACGCGAUGCUCCGGAUAGUUUCUUCCUUGACAAACGUUUUCGUCCCUCCUCCUUUGAUUCGCGCUACCCGCUACUAACAGAUGGUCGUGGUGGCACGCCGUCACGUUACGGCCCCGACGGACGUUAUCCACCAGAUGACCUAAUACACAGUGCGCGCAGACCAGAACCAGACUCCGCGAAGCGAUAUCCACCCGCACCUUUAGUGCCGCCUACAACAAUAAGUAAAUACCCUUCAUCGCCGAAUCGCUUCCCGGUAGGUACCGAACGCUUUCCAAUCGAUAUUUACAAAUAUGGCAAUCGAUUUGGCAGCAGCGGUAGUAGUGGCGGCGUUAGACCAGGUUACGAUCGGCCACGCCCACCGCCCCACUACUACGACAUGGACUAUGACGAGCGCUACGGCGAUCGCUAUGGUGGUUAUGAUCGUGAGUACGAGAUUCCAAUAGGCAGACGACCUGCGAUCGGCGGCGGCUAUCCCCACUAUGAGAGUCCCUUCAAUCGUCCCUACGGACAUGGCGUAGGUGCACCACCGCCGCUCGACGACAAUCGCCCUCUACCGCCAUCACUACAUCCUUACGGCGCCGGCGUUCCAAGCGGCCUCGGUCCAGCUGCUGGUGGUGCGGCAACUGGCGGUCCCCCGCGGCCACUGUUGACGCGUUGCGAAGAGACUGAUAAUUUUAAACAAAUCGCAGCCAGACACAAAAUGCGACGCCACUACGUGCGGCGCGCACUAGUCGUGCCUUCGCUCAUCCAGUGCGAGCGCGAGUGCAUCGAGUCGCGCGAAUUCAUAUGCCGCAGCUUUAAUUACAGAGAUGCGGCGGCUACAAAUUACGAUGAGCGCGAUCUGCCUAAUUGUGAGCUGAGCGAUCGCGAUUCGCGCGAACUGGACGUGCACGAUCCGAGCAACUUUGAUGCAGCCAAUUAUGACUACUACGAACGCAGUUUGGAGCGCAGCGAUGGCGAGUGCAUGGACGUAACACAAACCUGCAACGAAGAGGGCAUGGAAUUCACUAUACGCACGCCGGAGGGCUUUCUUGGGCGCAUCUACACGUACGGCUACUAUGACAGAUGUUUCUUCCGCGGCAAUGGCGGCACCGUGAACGUGCUACGCAUCAGCGGUCCACAAGGCUAUCCCGAUUGCGGCACACAAAGAUACGGCGACACGCUGACCAAUAUUGUUGUUGUGCAAUUCUCCGACAAUGUACAAACUAGUCGUGAUAAACGCUAUAAUUUGACUUGUGUUUUCCGCGGACCGGGUGAAGCGAUUGUCACUUCCGGUUACAUUGGUGCAGGAUCCGGCAGCCCCAUACCGAUCGAGUACUUGCCUGCCGAGAAUACGCUGAGCUCCAAAGUGCGUCUCAUGAUACUUUACCAAGGACGACCAACCACCACCAUAGCGGUGGGCGAUCCGUUAACCUUCCGCCUGGAGGCGCAGGAUGGCUACAAUCACGUCACCGAUAUAUUUGCCACAAAUGUAGUGGCACGCGAUCCCUACUCCGGUAGGAGUAUACAACUUAUCGAUAGAUUUGGAUGUCCCGUGGAUCCGUAUGUCUUCCCGGAAUUGGAUAAAUUACGCGAUGGCGAUACGCUGGAGGCGCGUUUCAACGCUUUUAAAAUACCAGAAUCUAAUUUCCUUGUCUUUGAGGCCACUGUGCGCACUUGUCGCGAUGGUUGUCAGCCGGCUUAUUGUCCAGGUGCAGCCGGUCGUCAAGAGCCUUCUUUCGGGCGACGCAGGCGUUCGUUGAACGAAACAGAUGUUGCAGAAAUUGAAUCAAAUACCGAACCGGUAGCUGAACGUUUGGUCGACGAUGUGUCGGAGCUGAAUAGCACGAAGGUGACGGGCACGCUGGGGGAAUUUAACAAAACUUCCACAAGCGAGGAUAAGUCGAAUCAGGAAAUGGAAGAACCGGAACAAGUGCGCGAAAUGAUCGAGGUAUUUGAAACACGCGAGGAGAUCGAAAAAGAGUCGUAUCCACGUAAGCUGGUCGCCCCCAUCGAGACCGUCUGCAUGACACCCUCCGAGUAUCACGGCCUCAUAACAGCAAUUAUACUGCUUAUGGUUCUACUAUUCAGCAUUACCUUGGUGUCCGGUUUGGCCUACAGACGCUACUGGAGCACUAUGUCGAAGAAUCGUAUUGCCGAUCGUCACUCACCCAUCCAUUCAAUGGGGCAUUCGUCGAUACGCACACACGAGCGUUUCAGUGAGAUCGGUCAAAUGCCAAGUGGCAGUGGAAAUGCGAUGCCAAAUCGCACGGCGGGCGCUUUCCGCGCGAACAUGUCGAUAUUCGGCGGAAGUUUGCAUAAGACUUUUGCAACUGGCAAUUUAGCGCGCAUGUGCCAGCUGCCCGUCAUCAAUCCGAUGCGCAAUAACGCCAAUGCAAAUCAUCAAUUCGAAGACCCAAGUGAACCAAUCUACACCGAUCCGUCGCUAUUCGAACGUUCUAGAUCAUUGCGCAGUCUAACUACCGAGGAUGGAGCUGAAGAUCGUCAUGCGGCUUAAUACCCAAGCAAAGUGUAAGCAGACAACCGACCGCAGCACAAACAAACAUCCAUAAAUACCAAACCAAAACAAAGUAAAUGAAAAAAGUUGCGGAGGAGUAAAAUUAAUUAAAAAUGCGUAUACAAAAAAUGCACUUGGAAUUUAAACAAAACAAACAAAAAACAUAUGUACACGCACUCAU